Paramecium pentaurelia is the source of this 1974-nucleotide messenger RNA. Lineage: Eukaryota; Ciliophora; Oligohymenophorea; Peniculida; Parameciidae. The record is from the annotation of a GenBank genome assembly.
AUGAAAACAAAGAUAGUGUCUUUAUUUCUUAAAAGAGAACAUCUAAUAUUACUAUCAAAAAUGCUACAAUUAACAGAAAAUACAAAUGAAUAGGACAUAUAAAUAUAAAAAAUUGAUUCACAGAACCAAAAAUCUGAAAAUAGAAUUCUAAAAACAGAAAGAUGGCCAUAAUAAGAUUUAGACUACUUUCAGAAUAGUUUUCUAUAAAUAGCAAAUUUAACAUUUUCUUUUUUCAAAUUUCACUUCCCAGCAAAUUCAGCUUUAUAAAUAAAAGAACAUAUAAAAUUUAUUCAUGUUGUCAAGCAAAUCAAUUUUGGAGGAGUGACAAUAGAGGAAGUAUUUAAAUAAUAAAGAGUAAACUAUUAUUUUAUAAAGUAGACUCGUCUUAAUAUAGAAGUAGCCAAAAUUACUAAAUCUAUAAAACUUAUAGAUGAACCAAUAAUGCCAAAACUUAUGAAUUCCAAAAUAGAUCUAGCCUACAUUUAAACUAUUUAAGAUAAAUAUUUCUUUCCUAAAAACAAUGAUUUUAUUGCACCAUACUUAAUUCUUAAUUUAAAACCCCACAUUCCAAAAACAACUAUUAGAUAUUAAAAUAAAGAACUUUAAUAAAGUAUUACAAGUUUAGAAGACAUACCUCCAUUUUAAUUUAUGAAUUCAAAUCUUAUCUAACCAAUACUUAAUUAUGAAUCUUUAAAAAAUGGUUUUGAUUAUAAAUUCAAUAAACUUAUGUAAAGGAAUUAAUUAGUUUAAUGUACAAUUAAAAGAUAUUCAAAUAAAAUUAAAUAAUAUGAAAUCAAAUCUGAAGAUGCAAAUAUUGAAGAUUCCCUUUAAGAAAUAAAAAAAUUAUUUUAUGCUUAAAUCAAAUAAUUAUGUGAUAAUAAAAUAACAUCAACUUUAAUUGAUUCUAAUCUUAAGUUUAUACAACCCUAAAAUAUUGAAGAAUCUUCUUGUAAAUUUACACCUAUUUAGACAAUUAAAGAUUUUGAGUCUCUUCUAUUCAAUCAAAUUACAGAAUAAUAAGAAUCUUAAGAUAUUAUUCAUCAUCAUAAUUUUAAUGAAUAAUAAUGCAUUAGAUUACACUAAGAUUUCAUAUAAACUCCUAAUUUAUUAUCUAUAAACAAAUCAUAAAAAUUUCUUUAAGACUCUGCUAUCAAAUAAGUAGAGACAUAAAAGAAUUUGCAAUUAUCUGAAAAUGAAUCUACUAUUAAAUUAGAAACAAGAUUAAUCAAACCAUCUUUGAAAUCAUUAGAUCUAAAAUAAUUUGAAUUAUUAAACUAAAGCACUAGUAGGCAUUAAAGAAAAAUGUACAAUUAAAAAAUUCAUGAACAAAAUGAUAAGUCUUAAUCAAAUCAUAAAUUUUUUAAUAUUCCCCUUUAAACUAUAGAACCUCCUGCUUCAUAAACUGAAUAAUAAAAUAUAGACAUUUAAAAAUCCAUUUUCACAAACAGAAAUCUUUAAUAAAAAUCCUUGGAUAGAAUAACUUUAAAACCAAUAGCCUAUUAAACAGUAAGAAUGAAAGAAAUUAGAGAUUCUAAUAAAAAUAAAAAAGAGGCUUCUUUUCCAUAUAUCAAAGAGUCACUUCCUAUUAUUGGUUUAAGUGUGAAUGAUACUGAACAAUAAAAAUUGAAAGAAUGUGAGUCUAAAUUUUCUUUAUAAGGUAGCUUAUCAAAGCGUGUAUAAACAAAUGAAAAAGAAGAGAACUCAGUAAAAGAGAUAUUAUUAUUCUAAAAAAAAAAUUGUAAUUUAAAAAAUUAAUUGUAACAUUAAUUGAUCUUGCUUACUAGAUCUGAGUAGAUACUAACUACUUUAAUGUCAAAUGGAUAAAUUAGAGGAACAGAACUCUAUUAAUAAUUAUUGUAGCCUAUUAAAAUUAAUUCUAGUGCUAAAUUCUUAACUCCAAAAAGUAAUAAUUUAAUGUCAAGAUCAAAAUUUAAAAAAAUAUAACAAGAAAGCAAAAUGUUCAGCCUUAAAUGA